AUGAGCGAAUACGACGAUUGGGGAUUAGAACUCUUAAGAAAAGAAUGUGCUGGCCGUGAAAUUGUAAUUAAUACAAAAGAUGGCGUUAAAACACUUGCUGCAGGGUUAAGAACAAGUGAUAAAGCUGUAGAAAAAGUACAAACAAAAGACGAGACUGUAGAAUUGGAAACUGACAGAGGGGUGUUUGAGCCUUCAAAAACACGAACAACCAAAACUGUAGAAGACCCGGGUAAUUUUAGUAGUGACCAUGACUAUGGCAAUAAGGGCAAAAUUCCCUCGGGUCCCACAAGUUAUGAACGUACUCGUGAGCCCCUGGGGUCCUUAAGCUUUGACGAACGAUUGCGUCUUUGCAAUUUGAAAGAGAUAUGGCAGUAG
Messenger RNA from Paramuricea clavata, 375 nucleotides. Lineage: Eukaryota; Metazoa; Cnidaria; Anthozoa; Malacalcyonacea; Plexauridae. The record is from the annotation of a GenBank genome assembly.